Messenger RNA from Drosophila miranda, 8941 nucleotides. Its product is annotated as vacuolar protein sorting-associated protein 13-like. The record is from RefSeq and is a predicted model, not a curated record. Gene Ontology annotation, biological process: protein retention in Golgi apparatus; protein targeting to vacuole. NCBI's taxonomy places the organism in Eukaryota, Metazoa, Arthropoda, Insecta, Diptera, Drosophilidae. Gene Ontology annotation, cellular component: extrinsic component of membrane.
CGUACACGUAAAACACAACGAAAUAUCGCCGAACAGCUGGGAGCGCAACGGACAAGAAUUUUGUAUUGCGUAUUGAAAUGCCGCACUCUAUGCUGAAAAAUCUGUACCCACACAACGAAAGCGAGUGCAAAAGUGUUUAACGCAAGAUACCCGCUAGACGAGCGCGGCGGCCUCUCCCACAAAUUUUUUAAACAAAAGAAAGGAAGGAAGAAAAAUCAAUAAAUAAAAUCAACACGCCCAGCUGCUAGUACAAGAUGGUCUUCGAGGCAGUUGUUGCCGAUGUCCUCAACAAGGUGCUGGGAGACUACAUCGAGAACUUGGAUCGUAACCAGCUCAAAAUAGGCAUUUGGGGAGACGAUGUGGUUUUGCAAAACCUAAAGAUACGCGACAGUGCCCUGGAAGAUUUGGACCUGCCGGUUCAGAUUGUCUACGGAUAUUUGGGUAAACUGGUACUGAAGAUACCAUGGAAGAAUCUGUACAGCCAGCCCGUGAUCGUGAACAUUGAAGAUCUCUAUGUCCUGGUCUCGCCCAAUAACAAUGUCCAGUACAAUGCGGAGAAGGAGGCCAAGUAUGAACUGGAUGCCAAGAUGGCGGCGCUAGAUGCCCUCGAGGCGGCCCGCAAAAAGGAGAUUGAGAAAAAUACAGCCAAGCCCGAUGCUGGAGUUGCCGAGCAACUAACUGCGCAGAUUGUGAACAAUCUGCAGGUGACGAUAAGCAAUGUGCAUUUGCGAUACGAGGACAGCACAACGACCGGCAGUCCGUUCUCCUUUGGCGUAUCGCUGCACAGUCUGGAACUCUUCACCACGGACAGCAACUGGGACAAUACCUACAUGACGGAGCAGGCCUCCCAGGUGUUCAAGAUAGCGAAUCUCUCCUGUCUGUCUGCCUACAUGAACUGCACCGCUCGUCUCUUUGCCAAGGAGGCGACAUCGCUCACAGAACUCUUCCAGACGAGCAUUGCCCGCAAGGACUUCAAGCCCCUGCACUACAACUACGUGCUGGGGCCCAUCUCGUGCAAUGCCAAGCUGAAGCUGAACAUGAAUCCCGAGCUCGAUAGCCCGGCCUUCCAGAUACCCAAAAUAGAUCUCUGCUUGGAAAUGGAAACCCUGAAUGUGGGUCUAACCAACCCCCAGCUCGACAAUAUUAUCAAGCUGGGCGAUGCCAUGAACCGCAUGCAGUUGGGCCUGCCCUACCGCAAAUAUCGACCGUACAACCUGCCUAUCAAGGGUCAUGCCAAGGAGUGGUGGCAGUUUGCAGCCAGCUCCAUACUCGAAGUGCAAGUGCGGAGACCGCGACGCUGCUGGACCUGGGCACACAUCAAGCAGCAUCGGGACCGCUGCAAUACUUAUGCACAGAAAUACAAGGAACGAGAGCUGAGCAAAAAGCCCCCAGCCAUCCUUAUAGAGACUUGUAGUCUGCUGGAACAGGAACUGGAUGCUUUCAAUCUGCUACUACUAGAGAAGCUAAGGGACACAGCGCCUGUGCCGAAGACAGGCUGGCUGAGUGGCUGGUGGGGCGGCGGAGCCAAGAAGGAGAACGAGGGCCAAGAUCAGAAUUUUGUACAAAAAUUCGAGGCUGCCAUGACGCCGGAGGAGAAGGCCAAGAUGUACAAGGCGAUUGGUUACGAGGAGAACGCGAAACCUCAGGAUGUGCCCGUAAAUUAUGAAGCGAUCAGAAUGAACUUUAAGCUGAUUGCCUUGAAGGUGGGUCUGGACCAGGACAAGGGCUCGGCCACCGACAAUAGAAUUUCGUACGACUACCAAGAUCUGCCGUCGCUGGUACUGCUCAAGUUCUCCAUGGCCACGGCCUCGGUGAGCCAGCGACCAGCUGCUGACGCCAUCACCAUCACCGCUGGCAUGAAGGAACUCAAGGUGUCGGGCCUCGUUCGCGACGGCCGUACACCCAUGCUCGUGGAGUCGAAGAUAACCGACGAAUUUAAUCUGCUGGACAUAUUCUUCGAGACGAAUCCAUUGGACGGACUCAGCGAUCAGAGAGUGAAGAUCGUGGCGCGUCCUCUACAAAUCAUAUACGAUGCAGAAACAAUCCUGAACCUCAUAAGUGUGUUCCAGCCGCCUAAGGAUAUGACACUCUCAAGGUUCGAGAACGCUGCCAGCCUGCAGCUGAACAGCAUCAAGGAGCGCUCGGCCACGGGCAUGCAGUAUAUGAUUGAAAUGAAGUCCGUUCUUGAUGCGGACAUCCUGCUGAUGCCCAACGUUCUGGUGGUGCCCCAUAAAGGCGUAUAUGCUGCGGACCAGUCCUCCCUUGUGGUCAUCAGCAUGGGACAGGUGCACUUGACGACCAACACCCGGCGCCGUGCGUCGACUAGUGUGUUUGGCUCCAGCGAGGAGCGAGGCGAGAUUCUCAAGAACGUCAUGGAGAACGCUUACGACAGAUACAUCAUUAAGGUGGACGACAUUCAGCUACUGGUGGCGCGCCCUGGCGAGCCGUGGGAUCAUGUCCUCAAGGCAGCCGUCUCCACGGAUAUGCAUGUGCUCCAACCCGCCUCCCUGAUGAUCACUGCCGCCCUCUGCGUGGUGGACAAUGACCCCCGAAUGCCCAAGAUGAAGGUGGACAUUGAGAUUCCCACCGUCCAAGUGAACAUCUCCGAGGAUCGGGUGAUUGAUGCCAUCUCAGUGGCCACGAGCAUACCCCUGCCAGAAGCGUCCGAGCCAGCGGCGCAGCUGAUAAUGACGCGCUCCCGCAGCUCGCUCUCCAGUUUCCUCAACAAGGACGUGAUCAAGUUCGGCGGCAGUAAUGGAGGGAACACCGCAACCUCGGCCGUGGAGGAGAUCAUACAGUACACCAAUUUGGAGGUGAACUUCUCACUGAAGGAGAUCUCUUUCGGCCUGUAUCAGUCAAACAGGCUGUGCGAGAACGAUUCGGAUGUCACCAUUGAGUUUCUGACUCCGGAAGGAACUGCAAUGCCGUCCCCUAUGGAUGCACCGCAACCGAAAACAACGGUGGAGAAGCCGAGCCUGGAGGCGGCCUUUGCAAGGCGUUCACCCCAGAUUCUGUCCGUCCAGGUGCACCAGCUUGAAGCAACAUUGGCUCAGCGAACCUACGAGACAGUUGCCACAGUCAAGCUGGGGGGCGUGAAGAUCAAACAGUUCGACUGUCAGGAGAACAACCAGGAGGUUCUGGACAUAAUUCACACGCCCGGAUACAACCAGGGCGAGAAUCUGGGCCAGAGCGUGAACUACCUGUUCACCGUCUCGUAUACGAUGGCUGACAAGACAUCGCCAGAGUUUAGCACCAAAUACAACUCCACGGAGCAGCUGAUCGUCGCCAACUUCGAGAUGCUUCAGAUUGUGCUGCAUCAGGAGUGUCUGCUGCGAGUUCUGGAGCUGGUGACGGACUUCCAGAAAAAUCUGGACAAUUUGCUGCAGACCGACAAGCCGCGCGAUCGCUAUGCCCUCGCUGGAGCCGGCGAUGGUCUCAAACAAAAGCUCAAUGUCAUCCUUGAAGACACUGAACAAAUCAUGGUCCCCAAACAAACCAAAAUAAGAUGUAUGAAGGCAUCCCAGCGGCGUGUGGAGAGCGUGAAGCUGCGCUUGAUCGCCAACCUCAAUCAAGUGGGGUUGAUGCUAACCUCGAGAAGCCGCCCGCUGGCGGAGAUGAACGUGAAGAAAUGUAUUCGAAUGGGGUUCAACGUCCGAUAUCCGACAAUAAUCGCUACCUCUUCGCUUUUUGUUGGGCACAACAAGAAGAUAAAUCUUAUACUGCAUGUGGAUGAGCCGGAUAUAAUCCUCGUGGAAAGCCUGGACGAUCUGAACACAAAUGCCAUCAUCUUCAAUGCUCAAGCUCAUCUAAAUUAUCGCGCCAUAGAUGACAAACAGAUCAUUAAUGGACAAAUCGAUGCACUCAAGAUUUACAUGAGCGCCUUUCUGCCGGAGCGGCGGGAGCAGACGCGCCACUACAUUUUGCACCCGUGAGUGAUCAGCCUGCAGGGCUCCACGCCCGAAGAGCAGGGCCUGCAUAUUAGUCUCAAGCUAAGCGAUAUCAUAAUCAACGUGUCCCCCGCCACGAUCGAGCUUCUGAAUAAGGCGAUAAUGAGCAUAGCCAGCGGUACUGCUGUAAAGGCAGUCAUGGAAAACGAAACGAGACACACACAGCUCUGGUAUCCGCACAAUUUCCGCAACCGAUUCUAUUGGUUCACCAGGGUGGAUGAGGGCCUCGAUGCCCUGCAGUUUAUUAACAACGAACUGAAAGAAUCCGCGAAGCAGAAGACGGAGAAGUGCGUCAUUGAGCUGCCCAGCAUCACGGUUGUAAUUGAGUCGGGCGUGGGAUACUACACCAAGCCCCUCAUAUCGCUGGAUACACGCAUCACAGCCGUCUUUAACAAUUGGAGCCGUAACCUGAGCGCACAUGGAUCGCUGACCCUCAACAUGAACUACUACAACCAGUGCCUCGCUGAGUGGGAGCCAAUUAUAGAGCUAAACGAGGUGGUGGGCUGCAACGGAGUCAGCGAGUACACGCCCUGGGAGCUGAAGUUUGACUUGGCCACGGAGAAGGUGCAGAGCGAGACGAACGAUGCGUUGGAGCAGCAAACCAUCAACAUGGUCAUCCAUUCGGAGGAGAAUCUGGAGAUAACAUUCAGCAAAACGAGCUUGUCCCUGCUCGGCGAACUGAGCGAGGCCUUCUCGCAGGCCAUCGACCAGAAGAGUCUCGCCAAACCGGAUGUAGUCGCGCCCUAUGUCGUGGAAAACGACACGGGCUUUGACCUCACCCUCAAUCUGGGCGGCGGCAUCUUCACCCUGCACGAGGUGUAUCGCGGAGGCGGUCAUUCUGUCAACAGUUCAUUGCUAAUGUCCUCCAGCGAACUAUCCUCCGAGGUGGAUCCCAAUGACAUACAAAUUUGCACCAUUUCAGCCGGUGGACGAGCCUAUCUGCAGACCAAGGACCUCAGCACAUUAACCGAUGAUCAGGCCGAGGACUACAAUCUCUAUUUGACGAUUGGUUCCAUCGAGAAAAGAGUCGUGGUGCCCGUGUCAAAGUCCGAUACAAGAUACUUCCCCCUGAUGCGGGGCAUAUCCCAUGAUCACUGGUGCAUCAUUUCCGAAGUGAAGCAGGACUAUGGCACCACCACAGUGAACACUCAUGGUGUCGUCAGCGUCUUUAACCACUUUACUACCACCAUCAGCGUGUAUCGGCGCAAGACGACGCACAAAAGUGAUAUUUUUGUGGGCAGUGCUGGACCCGGGAAAGUGUUCAAUGUGCCCCUUCACGCCAUUUACGCGGACUCCAAGGAUUUGUUCUUCUCCUUUCCGGGCUACAAGACCUCGGUGCAGGGUAUUUCCUGGAGCGCCAGUCCCUCGGACCUCAACUACUCGCAUCAGCUGCAGUGCGACCCCAUCUCCACAUUUGAACCGCUGUACAUAAACGCCACGAGGACAAAGAAUGAGGUCUAUCACGAGAUUACCAACAAAUUUAAGCUAUUGAGCGCCUUCUACACCAUCCACUUGCGCCCGCCUCUGUACCUACGCAAUGCCCUCCCCAUCAACAUAAUGGUUUCGGUGGCUGGGUGCUCUGUGCGAAGGGACUCGCUGGAGGUCACCCGCAGCUCACCUGAUUUGGCUAUAAAGAACAUCAGAGAGGACUUCCUGGAUUACGGCGAGAAGCAAGUGAGUCCCGGCGACGUUCUGCAUUUGCCUACUGUCCGCCUGUCGGAAAAGGGAAAGGACGGCAAAAGCUUUCUGGUUGUUCGACUGCUACAAUACCUAGAGAAGGACUGGUCCUGUGCCACCGAAAUUUCCGAGUGCAGCGGCGAACUCUGCACGUGGACGUUUUCAUCGUACGACUCUGAGAUGAAAGUGGAUAUGGAGCUCAAUGUGCGACCAGAGGAUCGACACGGCAGCAUGAUGCUCACGUUGUUCAGCCCCUUCUGGAUGAUCAACAAAACGGGGGAGAUGCUCACCUAUAAAACAGAGGCCACAUCGGUGGAGGUGUUAUACCAUCCACCGGAGUAUAGUGGACCUAUACUUCUUACCUUUCGUGAUAAUGUGUUUUUCGACAAGAAGAAAGCUUCGAUUCGCUGCGACAAUGGGGAUUGGAGCGAGAAGAUUCCUCUUGACGUGGCCGGUUCGGUGGGCGAAGUCACCUGCCAUGCCAACGAUCGAAAAUAUCACAUCGGCGUUCACAAUCACUUGACCCAGGACUCGUUGACCAAGCAGAUCACCUUCAUACCAUUCUAUAUCGUCUGCAACAGAUGCCCCUACAAAAUCGAGCCCCAGGAGCAGAGUCGUCCGGGCGAUCCGUGGAUGGCCCUUCAACCUAAUCAGUUUGAGCCUUUGUGGCCGAAAAACGACCACAAGCACAAUCUCAUGGUUCGGUUGGAAGAGAAGGUGACGCCUGCCUUCGACUACACCGAGGUGAUCUGUACCCUGCUGAAGCUGGAGAACAGCAGACAUGGAGGCAUCAACGUGGACGUGCAGACAACGGAGGGCGGUGUAUACAUAACAUUCACAGAGUAUCAGAAAUGCGAUGCACCGGGGCUGCUCAUCAAUCACACCAGAAAGGAAAUCUGCUACCAGAAGAAGAACACCAAAGAGGGUAAAAUUCUGUAUGCCAAAAAUAAUAUUAUGUUCGCGUGGAGUCAUCCGACGGGUCCCAAGAUUCUUGUAUUUGGCAAAAACAAACAGGAAACCGACUUGCGACGUGACGACAUUGGUGAGGUUGUCAUGCAAGACGGCACCAAGGCCUUCUGGGUCUCCUUCUUGGACGUCUUGCAGCGUGUGUUGCUGUUCACCGAAGUCGAGUCGAUAGCCAAACGUACAGAAACCACCGCCUCCCUGCAGACGAUUACGCAGAGCAUCGAUCUGCGCAUCCAUAGCAUCGGUCUGUCUGUGAUAAACAAUCAGACAGGCCUAGAUAUACUGUACCUGGGUGUCACCAGCUCUGGCAUCAUUUGGGAGUCCAAGAAGGAGGGUAAGAAGCGUUUUAAGGAAAUGACCAUUCACGACACCGACCUUCUGGAGGCCGAGUACCAGCAGUAUCUGGUGCACAAAAGCGUUAACGAUGUCCAGAACUACAAGCUAGACAAUAAAUUUCCAAUCGACUUCGACGGAAUGGUGCUAAAGAAGGCCGUUGAUCGACAGCUGAGACGCAGCUUCUACCCGGCCAUUUGGGUGUCGAACAAGUCAUCACCAUUCCAGAAUCAGCUGCAUAUCAAAAUCAAUCGUGUCCAGGUGGACAACCAGUUCAUCGAUCCCAUAUUCCCAGUCGUGCUAGCCCCGAUACCGCCGCCCAAGAGCGUGGCCAGCACCACGACUCUGAAACCGUUUAUUGAGUGCAGCAUGGUGCAGCGCGUCAUGCCCAACUCGACGGUCAAGCAGUUUAAGUACGCCAAGAUACUGAUUCAGGAGUUCCACUUCAAGGUGGACAUACUGUUCCUAACGGCCAUUGCUGAGAUGUUUGCUAAGGAGGUUUCCGAUAAGGUGGCGGCCAAGCAGUUCCGCCAAGAUGUCGACUCCAUUGAGCAGCCCCUGUCCGCCUUCUUCGAACUUCACUCGCAGCAGGAGCAGAAAAACUUCUACGACAGUCUCCACUUGGGGCCACUCAAGAUACAUGUCAGUUUCUCGAUGGCCGGAUCGGACACCACUGCAAUGCCAGGCUUCCUGGGCACACUAGUGCAAGGCGUAGGCGUGACCCUAACCGAUGUGAACGAUGUCGUUUUCCGGCUGGCUUUCUUCGAGCGCGAAUAUCAGUUCUUCACGCAGCAGCAACUAAUAAACGAGAUUACCUCGCACUACACGGGGCAGGCACUGAAGCAGCGUAAUGUCCUCGUCCUCGGCCUGGAUGUCCUUGGCAAUCCAUAUGGCUUGGUGGUAGGACUUAAAAAGGGCGUAGAGGACUUGUUCUAUGAGCCAUUCCAGGGGGCUAUACAAGGGCCUGGCGAAUUCGCUGAGGGUCUCGUCCUGGGCGUUAAGUCCCUCUUCGGCCACACUGUAGGCGGGGCAGCUGGUGCCAUGUCCAAGAUUACUGGCGCCAUGGGCAAGGGGCUGGCAGCACUUACCUUUGACGAGGACUACCAAAAGAAACGGCGCCAGGGCAUGAACAACAAGCCGAAGAAUUUCCACGAAGGAUUAGCGCGAAGCAGCAAGGGCUUGGUGAUGGGCUUUGUGGACGGGGUGACCGGUGUUGUAACUAAACCUGUGAGUGGAGCUCGCGACCACGGAGUUGAGGGUUUCUUCAAAGGAUUGGGCAAGGGAGCUAUUGGUCUGAUCGCCCGCCCCACCGCUGGUGUGGUCGACUUUGCCAGUGGCAGCUUUGAGGCGGUUAAACGCGCUACAGAGGCUAACGAGGACGUCAAGCGGCUGCGUCUCACUCGCUUUCAACACAAUGAUCAUGUGCUGAGACCCUAUUGCUUCAGCGAGGCCAUGGGCAACAAAAUGUUGAAGGAACUCGACAAGGGAAAGUAUGCCAGCACCGACAGCUUCGUGCAUUGCGAAGAGAUUAUCCAGAAGGCCGAGUAUCUUCUGGUCACCAACUACCGCCUGGUGUAUAUCCAGCGAAACGAGAUGUUCGGCAUCUGGACGUCGCUCUGGUCGUACCUAUGGAAUGACAUUAACUCCGUAGAUGCUACGACGCUCGGUGUACAAAUCACUGUCAAAGUGGAGAGCAAGAAAGUGCUGGGAUUUUUCAGCUCCAAGGAAUCGCCCCGCAGGCUGGUGCUGCUGGCAGAUGACCGCAAGCGCCGCGCCCUCAAGGAAAUUAUCGAAUCUCAUUUAGGCGACAGCAUUUCCAACGUCACAGCCACAUCCUAUUAUCCUGGUCAAAAAAAUAACUAAAUCUGAAUUUAUCUGCUAACUGUAUUAUAAUCCGGCACAUCCUCAUGGCGGCUCCAGUGGCAGCUACUGAGCUACUGCCUUGAUCCACCUUCUGCCUCUGCCUGCGUCUCUGCAACUAGUUUGAAUAAAUGCAAGCAAAUCCACACUUAAAUCCA